Molecule: messenger RNA, 279 nt
Organism: Dibothriocephalus latus
Lineage: Eukaryota; Metazoa; Platyhelminthes; Cestoda; Diphyllobothriidea; Diphyllobothriidae
Source: the annotation of a GenBank genome assembly
AUGUAUCUUACAUUGCAGCUCUAUGAACUCACCGCCGACCCAAAGCGUAAGGAAUUUCUGGACGAACUGUUUUCCUUCAUGCAAAAAAGAGGUUCGCCUGUUAAUCGUAUUCCUAUCAUGGCGAAGCAGGUGCUCGACCUCUAUGAACUCUACCGUUUGGUGGUAACUCGCGGUGGUCUGGUGGAGGUCAUAAACAAGAAACUGUGGCGCGAAAUAACCAAGGGCCUUCAACUACCCUCUUCCAUCACCAGCGCCGCAUUUACACUGCGAACACAGUGA